AAGGGUUGCGCAUGAGGCGGGCGAUUAAUCUUUGAGCCGUCUUGGUUCCACGCGACCCCCCCCUCCCCGGCGCAGCGACUUCAAGCUACCCACGAUCGAUCGACAACUACACCCCGCGCGCCCUGUCGCUACCCUCGAGAAGCGCCUCUUCUCCCCCUGCAGAGCACGGUUCUCUGCAACCCCCACCUAGCCAGCGCGAUAUGUCAUUUCGCAGCGAUGAGUCGCGUCGAUACGGCCAUGUGCCGCCAGCGCAAUAUCCCGUCGCCCCUCCCCCGCAGGAGCCCGCCGGAUAUCCCGCGCGACGCCCGAGUUUCAACAGCGGCGACGACGCUAACUUCUUCGACCAGCCUGCUGCCCGACCCCACCAGAUUUAUACGGCGGGAGGUACAGGAAGGGGUGACGAGGAGCUGUUCAUAACCAGCCCUACCGCCGAGAGCCACUCAGCUGCGAACCGAGCAAGCUACAUCCCUCAGAAUGCUGCAGCAGCGAGCUAUCAACGUCAAUACCAGGUUCAGGUCCCGCCGCCGCCCCCUUCGCAUUCGACAUACAACCCCCAGGCCUUUGCUCGUUCACAGUCGGCCUCGCUCCCAUACCACCCCGCCCAGAAUGUAAGGCACACGCCGUCGACGAGCCCGACAUAUGCCACCCCUCCAACAAACUACACGCCGCAGGCGUACAACCCGGCCGCAUAUGCCAGCACCAACGCGGCACUCCCCCAAAGGCAUUCCACUGUUGCUGGGUACAACAAUUACGGCUACGGCAACUACAACACACCCCCCGUUCCUCAUGUAUCCACAGCCUACGUCCCUCCUCCGUCCUCAACCUAUGGCGGGUCGCAACCUUCCUCGGCGACAACGCCUUCGGCUCCGCAACGCUACGAGCCAGCAUUGCAUAGCCCACAAUAUGCGCCGGCUGCAGCGCCGCUUGCCGUCGCGGCAGGGUACGAACCGUCGUAUUCCACAGGCUAUACUGCUCAACAGUACUCGGGAUCGUCAUAUGCCGGCAAUGGUGUCACGGCCGCGCCGAGCUCGCAAGUGCCCUAUCCUGCGCACUCACAUAUUCCUGUCGGCCCCAACUACUCGCCUGACCCGAAUUCCUUCUCCAACCGGGUGUCUCGAUCUAGUUCGCAGCCGUCACCGGUACCAUCAUCCCCUCCAAGCCGUCCUCAGGUUUCUCCUGAGAACGCCAGGCAUCACCCGACGAAUGCGCCGCUUCCCAAUCGCCCGAUGGAUGACUUGCCGGAAGAGCCAGACUGGAGGGUCAAUGGUGGCGGCGAAGCUGAUUUCCAAGUCACGCAGGACAGCUUGAUGCAGGAUAUCGUGUCGGAUUUGGGAGUGUCCCCACAGAGCCAACGCCCCCAGCCCACCAACGGCACCGUGUCGGAUGAUGUUCUGGACAAGGCCCAGCGGUACAACUCUACCUCAUCGAGAACUACCUCCGACACCGGCGUGAACCGGUACCCUUCGAAUGCCUCUUCUGCCAUGAAUAACACCGCGGCUUCGACUAACACCGCCUACACUUGGGAUUCUGAGGAAAGCGACCCGGAGGGUGCGGCCGGUCUGCUAGCGAUGCAAGAUGAUAUGGACGACCGAAGAUUUGGCGGAAUAACUUUCCCGGCGUACAUGGAACCUCUCGCCGCGCCGCCGCAGCAAUCUCAGCAACCAGCCCAGCAGCCACAGCAACCACAGCAGCUACCACCGCCACCACCGCCCCAACAGCCACCCCAGCAACAACUCCAGCAACAAGCCCAGGCCCCAUUGCCACUUCCGCCGCCGCCGGAGGAGCAGCCGAGCACGGACAGUGAUUACGGCGGAACAAUGGACCUUGGUAUGUACGGAGGCGGAUAUGCUGGAAACCUGCAUUACGGUAACGAGCUCGGCUCUCCGCCCACAACCGCCCAGAGUCAGGACGGCCCUCGUCCGCUGCCAACGCCUCAAGGACAAGGCGCCGAGUAUCCCCCAUUUUCGGAUGUGUCGGUCGAUUAUGGUGGCACCGGUGGUCUCCUCCCGCCCCAAACCCAUCGUCUUAGCUUUGAUGACGGCGAUGAGCGAGUGUCGCUCCAUUCGCGGCAGAGCGGGAGUGAUUCUCCUUCCAAAGAGGAUUACCCCUAUGACCAAAUGUUCUGGCACCCUGGCCUUUCAAACCGCCCGUUGCCUGCCCUCCCUCCUCAGACCCCAGACGGCAACUCGCAUCUGUCGCCCCAGCCCUCGGUCAGGUCUAACUAUCAGCACAAUCACUCCCUAAGCGCAGACUCGAGACUCCCAUACCCUCCCGAUACUCCGGAGACCCGCCAUGAGCUGAGCGUCAGCCAGCAACAACAAGUGGAGAGGUCAAUAUCGCUAUCAAGUCAUAGCAAUACCCCCCCAAUACAAGCACCGGCCCGGUCCAGGACCGACGCUGCCGAGGAGCGCAGGCGAGCGAAACACAUGUCCCAGCCGCAAGCGCAAGCUUACCAGCAGGGGGCGAUGACGCCAUACGAGGGCUACGAAGCAGGGACACCGUCGUCGAUGGCCGCUUAUGAUACGAUCACAUUGCCCACCGGCAGGAGGAAGAAGUUUGUGCCUUCGAAGCUCACAGCUGCCGACAUCAAGCGCUGUGCGGAGCCAUGGGCUCUAAGUGGCAUUACCUCUUGGGUUCGUGAGAUGGCGGAGGGCGAGCCAGACCUGAAGAGGAAGACGAUAGAGGAAGGCGUUCUCAAACUCUUCUGCGCCAAAGUGCCGACGAUGAACGUCGCCGACGCCGAGCUGCUGAGUGCCACGGUGGUUGAUUCCAUGUUCUCAGCCGGCAUCUUAAUCCCCGAGGAAGAAUGGGUUAAGUUCGGGACAGGGCAGCUUUCUGGUGUGUUGUGGCAGCUUACCGGCUCUGGGUGCUUUGCGCCCAAGUUGCACGAGGACGAGGGGAUGGCGCCCCGGCUGCAUGACGAUGGCAUCCCGGUGAGAUGCUACUCGCACCACUGUGGCAGGACGCUCAAGAAGGUGAACCUGGACAACAUGAUGUCCGAGGAGGACGUCGUGGUUCUGGACUGGGCUACCUUCCACGGUGUGACCAAGGAUGACAUCGUAUCCAAGCACAAGAAGGAGGUCGAACGGCAGAACGUGCUACACGAGAUCGUCACAGGCGAGGAGGACUACAUGGGCCAACUUGAUGUGCUCCGGCUGUUGUACCGCGACUGGCUCCGAGCCUGGCAGCCUCCCAUCAUCGCAGCGAAUCGGAUGGACAAAUUCCUCGACGCGGUAUUCGGCAGGGUGGAUGCUGUCCAGCAAAUCAACAAAGAGCACCUGCUCGCUCAGCUGAAAUACCGCCAACAAGAGCAAGGCCCUUGGAUCGUUGGGUUCAGCGACCUGUUCAGAGAGUGGAUUCGGAAAGCGAGGCCGAUCUAUGUCGAGUACUGCUCAUCGUUCCCGUAUGCCUCGUAUCUUGUUAGGAAAGAGGCUUCGAGGAACCUACUCUUCCGCCAGUUCCUCGAUGUUGUCCGCGAUCACAAACGGUCCAAACGUCUGGAGUGGACCACUUUCGUGAAGGCGCCCAUCACCAGGCUCCAGAGAUACGGCCUCCUCCUCGAGACGGUAAAGAAGAACAUGCUAGGGGAGAGCGAGGAGAAAACCAACCUCGAGAGGGCUCUGGAUGAAAUCAAAAAGGUCACGCAUGAAUGCGACGAGAAGGUGGCCGAGAUGACGAGGAAGGUUGAGUUGCUCGAGCUGCAAUCUAUGCUGGUCUUGCGGCCCGGCUUCCAGUCCGUCCUGAACCUCGACCACCUCGGCCGAGAGCUGCUCAAGCAGGGCGACCUCCAGCGACAGGGCUCGAAAGGUGUCCGCUGGGUCGACACCCAUGCCUUGCUUUUUGACCACUACUUCAUUUUAUCCAAGGCCGUCCCCUCGAAGGACGGGAGGAGCGAUAAGAAAUACGAUGUUUCUAAGGAGCCGAUUCCCAUGCCACUGCUCUUUCUCGAGAGUUUGAAUGACGAUCCCGUCGCGAAACAGAAGAGCUUGACAGCUCCCCUGACGAGAACCACGGCGGCAACUGGCUCGGGGACGCAACUCAACAAAGUGGCCUCCAAUGGGACUGAGCGGCCCGGACUUGAGCACACGGCAACCGGCUCUUCUAUAGCGUCACUCAACACAGUAUCCCGGCUGACGUCUGCGGGUGCGGACGACGGAAAGAUUAUCUAUCCGUUCAGGAUCAAGCAUCUCGGUCAUGAGAUCUACACGCUCUAUGCAUCGUCAGCCCAAGAACGCGCCACUUGGUGUUCGGCCAUCAUCGAAGCUAAGACCAGGCACGCCAGAGCGCUCCAUGCCCAAAAUGCCGAGCCGUUCCGCUUGCGCGUCAUUUCAGAUUGUGCCUUCGCAUACGAUUCGGCGUCACUGCUAGGAAGGCAGCCCAGUGUGUCUAUCAGGGGCACGCCCUUGGACAGAGCGAUCCGAGAGAUGGAAGGGGUGUACGGCCCAGGGAGGGGCCCGCCGCCGGUCUCGCGUGCGACGGUGAACUGCGCCUGCGCUUUCACGUCGUUCGGAAAGUCGCUUAUGGCCAUCGGAACUGACUAUGGCGUCUACAUAUCCGAAGUAUCGAACGCUCGGGGGUGGGUCAGGUCUGUCCAGAUCAGCAAGGUUACGCAGAUUGCUGUCCUGGAGGAGUUUUCGGUCUGCCUCCUCAUCGCAGACCGAUCGCUCAUCUCGUACCCCCUCGACGUGAUUGCGCCGGUGUCCAACUUCGCUGCGCCAUCCCACGACAAUCCGCGCCGGGCGCCACAGCGCCUCGCCAAGGACGUUGCAUUUUUCGCUACGGCCCGUAUGAAGGACCGGAUGCUCUUGUUCUACAAGCGGAAGGAGGGCAUGCACAAUACCUUCAAGGUGCUCGAGCCGGUGUUCCAGAAGGCGACAGAGAAGCGGUCCCGCCUGUUUAGCAGCCGCCGGGCCGGCGCUGGGGCGACCGAAUCCUUCCGGGACUACGACGCCUUCUACAUCCCGACCGAGUGCUUCUCGCUGAACCUCUUCCAGAACUACAUCGCCGUGGCGACGUCCAAGGGGUUCGAACUGCUCACGCUGGACAAGAAGGUCACGCAGUCGAUCCCGCGCGACCUCAGCCAGCCGGCCAUCGCCAACAUCGCGUCGCGCAUCAAGGAGCCGCACCCGCUCGGCAUGUUCAAGCUCAACGACCAGGAGUUCCUGCUCACCUACGGCGACUGCGCCGUCUACGUCGACAAGCACGGCGAGAUCAGCCGCACCCUCAUCAUGGAGUACUCGGGCAAGCAGCGCAAGGCGAAAGCCGCCACCAUGUUCGGCCAGUACCUGCUCCUCUUCAACGACGACUACGUCGAGGUCCGCAACGCCGAGAACGGCCGCCUCCGCCAGAUCAUCGCCGGCCGCGACGUCCGCUGCCUCGACUACGGCUUCCGCGGGCCGACUGGUUCGGGUGCCCAGGCCGGCCUGCAGCCGCCCGAGCAGGAUUCGAAGGGGACCGUCAAGAUUUGCAUGAGUCAUCCUGAGGUGCCGGGCGGGCAGAUUGUGCUGGAGAUGUUGCUGAAUGAUGGGCAUGCGGAGUAAGUUGGGGGCAUGAAAGUGAUGAUAGGGGGUGAUGGUAAAAUAUGGGGGGGGGGGGCUGGG
This is a messenger RNA of Chaetomium fimeti, 5600 nucleotides long. RefSeq names its product CNH domain-containing protein. The transcript has 2 exons. Gene Ontology annotation, molecular function: guanyl-nucleotide exchange factor activity. The record is from RefSeq and is a predicted model, not a curated record. Lineage: Eukaryota; Fungi; Ascomycota; Sordariomycetes; Sordariales; Chaetomiaceae. Bases 201 to 5540 code for a protein of 1779 amino acids.